UAACGGCUGCUUAGAGGAGCUGGGCUCCGAGAUGCGAUGCAGCCUGUACAGUACACCCACACCCGCACCACCCCGCCCUCGUCCUCGUCCUCGUCCCUGUGUCUUCUUCCUCUCGCCUGGCGUUAGCUUCGGGCUCGGCCUUGGCUAGCUCAUUUCUCCCUCCGCUCCUUCGCCGGUCUACUCUCCAGCGACCAAGAAGUUAAAGGUAGCUGGGCUGUGGCUCUGGCAAUGCCGCCACCCAGGGGGAGCCGGCCGGCCGGGUGCCAUGCCGUGUCUAUGCUAGGGCUGCUCGUCGUCGCAUCCCUCUGCUGCGGCUGCUUCUUCGUCGGCGCGCGCUGGGAGAACGUCGUGCUCCGUUCGGAUUCCGGGAGGAUGGAAAGAGCGGUGGUGUAUGCCGGUGAUCUGGAGGGUGACCACGGGGGCGGCAGGCGGCGGCUGCUGGCCGGGGGCCCGGGCCCCGGGUCGCACCCGCCGCGGUGCACGUCCAAGUGCGGCAGCUGCAGCCCGUGCGUGCCCGUGCACGUGUCCGUGCCGCCCGGCGUGAUGGUCACCACGGAGUACUACCCGGUGGCGUGGCGCUGCAAGUGCCGCGACCGCCUCUACAUGCCGUGACCGCCCGCCGCGCCGCUACAUGCAGCUAGCGCGCCACGAUGCGUCGGUGGCCACGGUCCAACGCCCGGCGGCGAGAAGAAGAUGUGCGGCAUGCCGCGUCCGCCGGGCGUACGUACGUACUGUGCCGGACAGGGGCGCGCACCGUCAGUGUACAUGUAUGGCAGUGAGUGACAGACAUGGGUGGUGCCGGAGUGAUGGAUGCACGUGGUGGGCUACCGUGGCAGGGCAAUGCCGGGCCGGGCUGCGUGUGUAGCUGUGGACGGUGCUGCUGCGUGCACUGGAAGAGUGUGGGCGUGGUGUGGCAGCACCGGCGCAAUGGACCUACCGGAGGCGGUGGCGCAGGCAGGCAGCUCCCCCAGGCGCCUCGGCCUCUUGGCAUGAUUUCCGUGCGUGUCAAUCUUAGGCACUGAAAUAUGCAUGCUACUCCUACAUGACAUUUCUCUCUCUUCUUGCAGCGUUUUUCCCCCUCUCAUCUUAGUGGUAUUUCGCUAUUUUGUGUCGCGUCCAUCGAUCAUCGCUUUUUUGUGCGGGAACAUCCGUCAACAAUUCAACAGUGUACGUAGUAAUACUGAUAAUUUAUAAUGUGUGAGAUGUACUGA
Molecule: messenger RNA, 1211 nt
Organism: Hordeum vulgare subsp. vulgare (domesticated barley)
Lineage: Eukaryota; Viridiplantae; Streptophyta; Magnoliopsida; Poales; Poaceae
Exons: 3
Coding region: 229-612 (127 amino acids)
Biological process (GO): stomatal complex development; guard cell differentiation
Source: RefSeq, a predicted model, not a curated record